Ostreococcus tauri is the source of this 414-nucleotide messenger RNA. Its product is annotated as Prefoldin. The coding region runs from base 1 to 414 and encodes 137 amino acids. The transcript has a single exon. The record is from RefSeq and is a predicted model, not a curated record. Lineage: Eukaryota; Viridiplantae; Chlorophyta; Mamiellophyceae; Mamiellales; Bathycoccaceae.
AUGCGCGAGGCGACGUUGCUCGCGUUUUAUCGCGACACCCUCGUCCCGAGUCGAGACGAGCGACGACGGGCGCACGAGAGCGCGUUGGAGGAUGUAGAGCAGUGGUGUGAAUUCGCGAAACAGCUCGAGACUUUGAUGCAGAGGGACGACCCCGAGGGCGCGUUCGAGGCGCUGGUGGACCUGGGCGGGGAGGUCAAGGCGCGCGCGCGAGUGCCGAGCGCGGAGACGGUGUUCGUGGACGUUGGGUUGGGAUUCAUGGCGGAGAUGACUUUGGCGGAGGCGACGCGCAGGGCGGCGGACGCGAAGGCGACGUGCGAGACAGAGGCGAGAGCGUGUUUGGAGGCGCUGGAGAAGGCGGAGCGCGCGUGCGCGGAGUUCGAGAGUGGAUUGAGGCAGUUGAUGGGUUUGGGGUGA